Molecule: messenger RNA, 1588 nt
Organism: Caretta caretta (loggerhead turtle)
Lineage: Eukaryota; Metazoa; Chordata; Testudines; Cheloniidae
Source: RefSeq, a predicted model, not a curated record
GCACUGGAUUUGUCCUCUUUUGCCCUUGCCAACUGAUCAAGUUGGCAAGAACAAGAGGAGACAAAUGCCUCCAUUUGAAAAAAAAAAAGUUGGGAGGACCAGGACAGGGCUUAAAAAAAGGGACUGUGCUGGCCAAAAUGGGACAUAUGGUCCCUCUACCAGUUGCAGCUCUACCCACUAGCCUAAUCUGAUCCAUUUGCUAAGGCAGAUUUAAAUCAUCCAGCCCUGCGGUAGGGAUGCAGGUCUCUUCCCAUAGCUCUGUUACAAAGCAGCGAUCAUAGUGUUCCUAAAAUAAAGUGUCAGGGCAAACACUAUUUGUCCACAAGAAGAAGACAGCUCGUGUAAGGGGAAGGAGUUCAGUGCAGCACAGCCCAGCAGCAGCAGCAGGUAUAGAAGCCGUCAGUGGACUCUGGUGUGCCUGGAGCCACAUGUUUCUCUAUGGCUGAAGCAGAAAAUCAGAAACAACUUCUCAGGCUGAUUCAAGAAGGCAGGCUAGACCUUUUCAAAGAGGAGUUGCAGAGAGAUGAGGAAAUGAGCAAGGAAGUGCGGCGGAAACACUAUGGGAAAUCUGGGGAUACUCUACUGCACUAUGCAGCCAGGCACGGUCACCUGAAUGUUCUGACCCAUUUAGUUGAAGCCUUGGAAAUGGACAUUGAGAUGUUUAAUAAUGACUACAAAAGGCCCCUCCACGAAGCAGCUUCCAUGGGUCAUAAGGAUUGUGUGUUGUAUCUGCUGGAUAAAGGUGCAAGGAUAGACUGCUUGAAAAAGGCAGACUGGACUCCUCUCAUGAUGGCUUGCACCAGGAAGAACGUGGAGGUGAUUAAAGAUCUCAUUGAGCAUGGAGCAAACCCAUUGUUAAAGAACAAAGAUGGCUGGAAUUGCUUCCAUAUAGCAAGUCGAGAGGGUGAUCCACAAAUCAUCCGGUACUUGCUUACUGUAUCUCCGAGCAGCUGGAAUACAGAAAGCAAAAUAAAGAGAACUCCUCUGCACACGGCAGCAAUGCACGGCUGUUUUGACGUAGUGAAAGCACUUCUUGAGCGGUGCCCAUAUGAACCUGACAGCAGGGACAAAUGCGGAGUGACUCCCUUUAUGGACGCGAUACAGAACGGGCACAUUGACAUAGCCCAGCUACUUCUAGAAAAGCAUAAGGUCUGUUAUACCGCUGCAGAUGCUGUAGGUGCUCGGCCUUUGCACCAGGCAGCAGUCACGGCCCAGGACGAAGCCAUCCGGUUCCUUGUCUCUGAUCUCGGUGCCGAUGUCAAUGAGAGAGCAACGUCAAUCCAACUCACGGCGCUACAUUAUGCAGCCAAGGAAGGGCAUACAAGUACCGUCCAAAUGCUCUUGUCCCUCGGCGCUGAUCUGCAUGCUAAAGAUGGGAAAAGUCGAUCUGCCCUGCACAUGGCCUGUGCAGGCCAGCACGCAGCCUGUGUGUGGCUUCUCCUGCAGGCUGGAUUGCAGGACUCUCUGGACGACACUGGAACAUUUGCACAGCAGCUUGCCAAGAAACCGGACGUCCUACAGCUUUUCAAGGGAAUAAAUGUUAGUGCAUGAAACUGACAGAGGAGAGAAUAAAAGUUUGUUUUCAGCA